Messenger RNA from Poecilia latipinna (sailfin molly), 2073 nucleotides. Its product is annotated as sodium/glucose cotransporter 4-like. The record is from RefSeq and is a predicted model, not a curated record. Gene Ontology annotation, cellular component: plasma membrane. The transcript has 11 exons. Lineage: Eukaryota; Metazoa; Chordata; Actinopteri; Cyprinodontiformes; Poeciliidae. Bases 511 to 1893 code for a protein of 460 amino acids. Gene Ontology annotation, biological process: transmembrane transport. Gene Ontology annotation, molecular function: D-glucose:sodium symporter activity.
AUUUGUAUAUAUGUUUUUAUAUGUGUGUAUUUAUUUAUUUAUUUACAUAUUUAUUUGUUAUAUCAGACAUAAGAAGAUAACACUUCUUAUUUCACAUUGCUGUUAAGCUUUGUGAAGCCGUAGAAGACAACUACACAAAACCAGAAGACAUCUGAUUUGUGUCUUUCUUUACUGUCUUGUUCUCAAUGAAUGAAGGCAUCAUUUGAAAACCAGAAUAUCCAAUGUUAACAUUAGGUUAAUGAUCUAAAAUUAACAUACUGUUUGCCAAACAUUCUUUAGUUGCCACUAAUAUUCAGAAAACAUCUGCUGUGUGAAAGAUACAUUGUUAGAUAUCUUUGGGCUAAUGGGUAACUUGUGACUUUUGACUCUCUCAAUAAAAGCAAAUUAAUCAUUGACUAGUUACACAUAGUUGCAUUUUACCAAGUUUGUCAGUUGAACAAAGCAAGUUUUUACUCAGACAGAAGCAGUGAUACAACAAAAAAAGGAUCCGCAUCUACUGGAAACCUCAACAUGGCAGCCAGUACAGCUACAGCCUGGAAUUCCACUGGAAAUACCACAGAUGCUCCCCCAAGCCACAGUCUCAGUGUGGAUGCUGCAGACAUUGCUGUUGUUGUCAUUUACUUUAUUAUAGUCAUGGUGACUGGAAUAUGGAUUGGAGCCUCCCUGAUGUCAAGUAAUGUUGGGAGUGGUUUGUUCAUUGGACUUGCAGGAACAGGAGCAGCUGGAGGCAUUGCUGUGGGAGGAUUUGAAUGGAAUGCAGCAUGGGUUCUGGUGGCUCUUGGUUGGAUCUUUAUCCCUGUCUACAUCUCUGCUGGUGUGCUGACCAUGCCUGAAUACCUGGCCUUCCGUUUUGGAGGCCGUAGGAUCCGCAUAUACAUGUCUGUUUUAUCCCUGAUUCUCUACAUCUUCACAAAAAUAUCAACAGAUAUGUUUUCAGGGGCGCUGUUCAUCCAGGUGUCUCUGGGCUGGAAUCUCUAUCUGUCUACAGCCAUAUUGUUGUUGGUUACAGCUGCUUACACUGUGGCAGGUGGUUUGGCAGCGGUCAUCUACACUGAUGCACUCCAGACUUUGAUCAUGGUUGGUGGAGCCCUUUCAUUGAUGUUUAUGGCUUUCAUUAAGGUGGGCUGGUAUCAGGGCCUUGUGGAUCGCUACAUGUCAAGCAUUCCCACAGUGACGGUUGAAAACACAACUUGCCAUAUUCCUCGUCCUGAUGCGUUCCACAUGUUCAGAGAUCCUGUGUCAGGAGAUUUACCUUGGCCAGGGUUAAUCUUUGGCCUUACUGUGUUGGCUACAUGGGUCUGGUGUACUGAUCAGGUCAUUGUACAGAGGUCACUGUCAGCCAAAUCCUUGUCUCAUGCCAAAGGAGGCAGCGUUUUGGGAGGGUACCUAAAACUGCUGCCCAUGUUCUUCAUUGUGAUGCCUGGCAUGAUAAGCCGAGCACUCUUCCCAGAUGAGGUUGGAUGUGUGGAUCCAGCACUGUGUCAGAGAAUAUGUGGAGCAUCCGUUGGCUGCUCUAAUAUUGCUUACCCCAAACUAGUGGUAGAAUUAAUGCCUACUGGUUUACGUGGUCUGAUGCUGGCUGUAAUUUUGGCUGCCUUGAUGUCAUCUCUGACAUCAAUUUUUAAUAGCAGCUCCACUAUAUUUACUCUGGAUCUCUACCACAAAGCAAGACCAAGAGCUUCAGAGAUGGAACUUAUGAUUGUUGGAAGGAUUUUCGUCCUCAUCUUGAUGUGUGUUAGUCUGUUGUGGAUUCCAGUUGUCCAGACAGCCAACAGUGGACAGCUUUUUGAGUACAUCCAAUCUGUGACCAGCUUUCUAGCCCCACCAAUUACUGCUGUCUUCAUAAUGGCAAUCUUCUGGCCUCGUGCCAAUGAGCAGGUAUGUCUCAGAUAGAUGUUCACAUCAAACAAAUAAUCACAAACAGCACUGAAAUGAUGUUACCUCAGGAAUGUCCAGUCCAGUUCCCAUUUACUGAUGCUUUGCAUGCUUCCAAAGUGAUUCUUUUGUAAAUCCCUUAACUCAACAUGGUACAGUCUAACUCAGUGUCUCCCAACCCUGGUCCUCAAGGCACAC